CAAGAUGGUGGCUUCGCACAACAACCAGCGAGCGGCACAGCUGGAAAGAAGAAGCGCGCAUAUGCUGGGCAGGCAUAUGAGUUCGGCGCAGGUGGAAAUGCGAUAUCUGGAGGAGCUCCUCCAGCGGGAUCGCCAUAUCCAGGUCAGCAGCCGCCGAUGAUGGGAGCACCUGGCUACCCUACCCCAGGACAGCCUCCCAUGCCUCAGCAGGGAGUCGCUGGCAUGACACAGCAGUUUGCACAGAUGGGAAUGGGAGGAGCACAACCUCCACAACCGAUGCCACCUCAGCAGCAACAAGGCGUGCAGAUGCGGCUAAAUCCUCUCCAGCCUGUGGACAUCAGCAUGCAAGGCCAGCCAUUCCACGUUACCGACUUGGAUCAACCUCCGCCUCCAAUAAUUCUGCCUCCGAAUUCAUCUGUCACACCUUCGCCACAUGCCAACUGCUCACCAAAGUAUGUGCGAUCCACACUCAACGCCAUGCCAGCUACGAAUUCACUUCUCAAGAAGAGCAAGCUGCCUUUUGCUUUGAUCAUUCAGCCCUAUGCCGCUCUUCACGACUCCGAGGAUGAUGUUCCAGUGCAAUACGACCAAGUCAUUGCACGAUGCCGAAGAUGUAGGACCUAUAUGAAUCCAUUUGCGAGCUUCCUGGACCACUCUCAUCGAUGGAGAUGUAACAUGUGCAAUCUCACCAAUGAUGUUCCGCAAAGCUUUGAUUGGGACAGCGUGAAGCAGCAAUCAGUCGACCGAUGGCAACGGCCAGAAUUGAACUACGCAGUCAGCGAAUUUGUUGCACCACAGGAGUACAUGGUCCGAGCGCCGCAACCACUGAUCUACCUCUUCUUGUUCGACGUAAGCUAUGCUGGUGUUACAAGCGGGCUUUUGGCAACAGCUGCAAGAUGUGUUUUGGAAAGUCUUGAUCGGAUACCAAACACCGACCGAAGAACGCGACUUGGUUUCAUGGCCGUAGACAGCUCGCUACACUACUUCAGCAUUCCUCGUGAUGGCGGAGAGAGCAAUGAUGCGAAGAUGCUGGUGGUGAGCGACCUCGAUGAGCCUUUCCUGCCUACUCCGGAAGAUCUUCUGGUCAAUCUGACGGAAUGUCGAGCGAACAUCGAGGCCUUCCUGGGCAAGUUACAGGGCAUGUUCGCCAACACCACGAAUUACAGCUCCGCCAUGGGUUCAGCGCUCCGUGCAGGCCACAAGCUGAUCAGUCAUGUUGGCGGAAAGAUGGUUGUCCUCUCCGCGACUCUGCCGAAUGUUGGUUUCGGCAAGCUUGACAUGCGGGAAGACAAGAAGCUGCUCGGCACUUCAAAAGAAAACAGCUUACUUCAGACGCAGAGCAGCUUCUACAAGAGCUUUGCCGUCGAGUGCAGCAAGACCCAAGUAUCGAUCGACAUGUUCCUGUUUAGCGCACAGUAUCAGGAUGUGGCUAGCUUGAGCAAUUUGCCAAGAUACACGGGUGGUCAGACCUACUUCUACCCAGCAUGGAACGCCGCGAGGACAGAAGACGCCAUCAAGUUCGCGACCGAGUUCAGCGACUACUUAUCUUCGGAGAUCGGACUGGAGGCUGUCCUGCGUGUGCGCACUACCACAGGACUGCGACCAAGUGCAUUCUACGGAAACUUCUUCAACCGAUCGAGUGAUCUGUGCGCAUUCCCAGCAAUGCCAAGAGAUCAAGCAUACGUCGUCGAAAUCGCCAUCGAUGAAAGCGUUACAAAGGCUUUCGCAUGCCUGCAAGUGGGUGUGCUGCACACCACAUGCAAUGGCGAGAGACGCAUUCGCGUAAUGACGCUCAGCAUACCUGUAACGCAGAACAUGGCGGAUGUCUAUGCAUCUGCCGAUCAGCAAGCUAUCACGCACUAUUUUGCACACAAGGCUGUCGAGCGAGCUUUGAGCAGUGGUCUCGAUGCUGCACGCGACGCACUACAAGGCAAGCUCGUCGAAUUACUACAGACCUACAAGAAAGAGCUUGGAGGUGGCAACAUGGGCGGUGGUGGGUUACAAUUUCCUGCCAACCUCCGCGCAAUGCCCAUGCUCUUCCUUGGCCUCAUGAAACAUCUCGGCCUCCGCAAAUCUGCUCAGAUUCCAACAGAUCUUCGCAGCGCUGCUCUCUGCCUCCUCUCGACAUUGCCACUGCCACUCCUAAUGCAGUACAUCUACCCACGAAUGUACUCCCUCCAUGACAUGCCCGACGACGCCGGCCUUCCACACGCGGAAACAGGCGCAAUCGUCAUGCCUCCCCCUCUCAACCUCACAUCCGGCAACAUCGUCCCAUACGGCCUAUACCUCAUCGACGACGGGCAAACACAAUUCCUCUGGCUCGGCCGCGACGCCGUGCCCGCGCUCAUCAACGACGUUUUCGGCAUCGAAGACAAAAACCAACUCAAGCAAGGCAAAACCUCUCUGCCCGUCCUCGACACGGAAAUGAACGAGCGCGUUCGCGCCGUCACGGAGAAGUCGAGGGAUCACCGCGGUAAGGGUUGUGGUAGUAUUGUCGUCCCGCCUCUGUACUUGAUUCGAGAGGAUGGGGAGCCUUCGUUGAGACUUUGGGCUCAGACUAUGUUGGUGGAGGAUCGUGCUGAUCAGGGGGUUUCUGGGGCGAUGUUUGUUGGGAUGUUGAGGGAGAAGGUUGUUUCGUAGAGACAAAGGGGGAUGCAAUUUUUUUUUGUGGGUGUGGGGUGUGUGAGAGCGUGCAUUUUGACAAGUCAGCAUGCGUCCGUAUAGCAGACAGACGUGAGCAAGCACGAUUGAAAGUUAGCAAGGCAGUUAGGUGAUGAUGGACACAAGAUAUUGUAGGGUGCGUGGAUGGGUGGGUUGUGGGGUUGUGUUGAGAGAGAGAGAGAGAGAGAGAGAGGAGUCGUCAGUAGAAUAGAAAGAUGUGAAAACAUGUCGAAAGGAAAAG
Messenger RNA from Pseudocercospora fijiensis CIRAD86, 2902 nucleotides. RefSeq lists its product as uncharacterized. Bases 157 to 2640 code for a protein of 827 amino acids. Gene Ontology annotation, molecular function: SNARE binding; zinc ion binding. Gene Ontology annotation, biological process: COPII-coated vesicle cargo loading; endoplasmic reticulum to Golgi vesicle-mediated transport; intracellular protein transport. The record is from RefSeq and is a predicted model, not a curated record. The transcript has 4 exons. NCBI's taxonomy places the organism in Eukaryota, Fungi, Ascomycota, Dothideomycetes, Mycosphaerellales, Mycosphaerellaceae. Gene Ontology annotation, cellular component: endoplasmic reticulum exit site; COPII vesicle coat.